AUGCGCCGGCCGAGAGACGAUUCUGAGGAUGACGACAUUCCGCUUCACCACAAGAAGCCAUUUGGAUCCGGGCUGAAGCGUAAGAAGGUCGAGUUUGUUCGGGCGACAGAAUCUGACAAUGGCAUCGCAACAACCCCAAAGCCGCAAGCAGCUUCUGCCAUCGGAGACUUGUAUGCCAGCAUAGUUCUCAGCGAUGGGAAAGCGAAAUCUGCUUCAGCACCGCCAACAACAUCAAGCAGCCCGCAACCAGAAGCCAUACCCAAGGUCGAGCCGCCAACCUGCCCAAUUUGCUCUCUGCCCAUCACUACAUCGUUGAAGGAACAUGAAGCUUCGGUGGCACAUCAAGUGAGCCUACCUCACUCACAUCCACCGUCGGCACUGGACCGAUCAAGAAUGGGGCUGCGGGCCUUGGAGUCCCAAGGAUGGGAUCCAGAUGCAAGACGUGGUCUUGGCCGGGAGGGCGACGGAGUCAGAUACCCCAUUAAAACGAAGGCAAAGGAUGACACUCUGGGCAUCGGCGCUGCAGAAUUGCAGGAAAAACAGAAACAGGAACCCAAGGAGCCGCCGCCACGGAAACUGACUAGCAAGGAGCUCAAGGCCGCUGUGGCAAAGGAGAAACAAAGAGCGGAGAGACUACAAGCAGAAAUCUAUGGUCGGCUGGACGUGGACAGUUAUCUGAGACAAAAAAUGGACGACUAA
Messenger RNA from Pochonia chlamydosporia 170, 699 nucleotides. Its product is annotated as G-patch domain-containing protein. NCBI's taxonomy places the organism in Eukaryota, Fungi, Ascomycota, Sordariomycetes, Hypocreales, Clavicipitaceae. The coding region runs from base 1 to 699 and encodes 232 amino acids. Gene Ontology annotation, molecular function: nucleic acid binding. The record is from RefSeq and is a predicted model, not a curated record. The transcript has a single exon.